AUGGCACCGCCAAAACGUAGUCGAGUAUCGACCCCUCCACCUCAACUUGACAGAAGCCACUUGGCUCGACAUGCCAGACCCACUUUCUCGUCCAAUGCCAAAGCUGCUAAACCAUCUGGAAGAAAAACGGCUCCAGCUAGGAACGUUGUUGUUAAUGUAACAGUCAAUACUAAGACGGAGAACUCGGAGACUGCUAAUUCAAGAUCUAACAGUUCAGUGGGUUUUUCAAAUUCUGGUGGUUCUACAUCAAGAUCAGUUACUGUUGGUGCCCCUAGGUCAAGAUCAAGAGGUGCUGUCGCUUCUUCUUCAAGAAAUACAAAUGCCUCAACUUCUACACGUUCAAUUGCGUCUACAUCAGCUUCAGAAUUGUCUUCAAUUCCACUGAAUGCUGCUUUUGUCUCUCCAAACGAUACUCAAGUUGGGGUAAGAACAGCUCAUCGUGGUCUUGCAAACAUUCACAGUAAUAUGAAUGUACUGAGAAACACUACUGUAAUUCGAAGACAAGUAUCAAAAAGAAGGAUGCCUACUAGCCUGGAAGCUUCAAACUCGUCUGAUCUAUCUAACACCUCAUCUAUAAGUUCGAGCAGCUCCAGUUCUACAUCAAGUUCAUCAACAUCAAGUGCGAUGUCAACUAGUGACAGUUCAAUCAGUUCUGUGCAAAUCGACAGUCCAAGCAGCAGCUUCUUGGUGUUACCUCGGCAAAACUAUUUGGCAAGUGCGGAUAUGAGAAGUGUUAUUGAUGGUCUUUCGGCUGAUGAAAUCAUGGAAGCCGUACGAGCUGAAGAGGCCUUGGAAAGGCAGAGACGUCAGAUUCAGGAGGAUGAACAGUUGGCUCGGCGACUUGGAGCUGGUGGUGUGUUAUACCAGGAUGCCUUGUCUAUGAUUAGACUUCCGCCACCUCAGUCAUCUGCAGUUACUACUAAUGCUGAGCUUGCGCAAUUUUCAUUGGACGAUACGAAAGACUACGGUAAGUGUUAUUAGUUUUUUUUUCUGUUUUAGCUAAUAAUAUCAAAGAUUUUUUCGGAAGUUUCAUUCUUGUUUGUGUUUAGACUUAAACUGCAGUCAAUGAUUUUCUUUUGAAGGGAUUAAGUUUGUGGUACAAGAACGAUACCUAUAAUUAUAGUUUUAAUCAGUUAUCAUUUGAUACCGGAUUAUUUUUCAGAUACAAGCUGUCUGAUCUGUUUCGACCGUCCAAACAAUCCAGUUCAAUGUCGAUUCUGCAAACAAUGUGUGGGUUGUCGGAUGUGUGUCAAGAGAUGGUACGAUGCUGCUGAUUCGAAGCAUACCUGUCCAUUGUGUCGUCAUGUCUGGCAUUCUUUUGGAGCUACCAGUGUUCAACCUUGCUAG
Molecule: messenger RNA, 1347 nt
Organism: Bursaphelenchus okinawaensis
Lineage: Eukaryota; Metazoa; Nematoda; Chromadorea; Rhabditida; Aphelenchoididae
Source: the annotation of a GenBank genome assembly